UCUCCGCGUCCUCAGUUCUCCAACCACAGCUGCAAGACAUACAUGCAUACGGUUGCGUUCAAGGACUAUCGCACGAGCAUGGUGUCAUGCUGAAUCUGGCCUAUCGGCCUGAGCAGCUGAGGAUCGCACCGCACGAUAGUUGAUAUGCCUGCCACGAUGAACCUUCGCGCGCAGGACAUCUUGAUUGGGGACUACCCAGGAGCUAUCGCCAACGCAUGAUACACCUUUGCCUCGCAUCUCCCUUCCACUCCUUGGGGACAAUGCCUUGGUCAUGUUCCCCUGCCUCCCUGCACGCGCAAGUCACCUCUCUCGUUAUUCUUCUCUUCUCCCUAUCUGUCUUCGCUGCUUCGACCUAUAGGACGAUUGACGAUACAUACGGGGACGAUGUGACCGGCGUAAUGCCAGUGUAUGGCUCCAAUUGGAAUGCUCAACCAGAGUGCAUCGGAUGUCAAGUACAACCGGAUCCCAAUUCGGCGUACCGUGGUACUUGGCAUGAUACGACUUCGAACCAUCCGAAUUCAACGACAGGUCACUCCAUGACGCUGCAGUUCACGGGGACUUCUAUCUGGGUGUAUUGCAUUCUCACCAACUCCGGCGCACCGUACGUCACCAUCGCCACAAACGCUAGCUUCGAGUUGGACGGCAGCCAAGUUGGGAUUUAUUCGCACCUCCCGGACUCUACUGCACAGCAAUAUGAGUACAACGUCACCGUCUUCAGCAUGACGGGCCUCAACAACGUGGGCCACACGCUGGUCAUUAACGCGACCCAGGGCUCUCAGGCGUCCCUGAUUCUGUUCGAUUGGGCCAUGUACAUGUAUGAAGACUCCGAGACAACCAGUUCCAGUAGUACCUCCACAUCUCAGCUCACAUCGGCUCCGAGUAGCGCGAUCCCAGCUAGCACGAUAACAAGCACGUCUUCGAGUCCGGGUCCAGCGGACCUUUUCCCAAGUGGCAGUCAAACGCCAGGUACCAGCAGUGGUCCAUCUGGGGCUGCUAAACCAGGCACCACAAAACCUGAUAGCAGCGGAGAGCAGAGCACUGGUACCGCAAAAACGAGUGGCCUUACAAGCGGAGCCGCUACGAGCACUUCGGGAGGCACUCCCGGGAACCCGAGUGGGACGAAUGCAGUCGCGACUCAACAUAAGGGUACGCCUAUCGAUGCCAUUAUCGGUGGCAUAGUGGGUGGCCUGUCGUUCGUAGCCCUCGUCGUUUGCCUCGCUAUCUACUGUAGACGGCGGAGGACACACCAAAGCGUGGAGACAACGGGCUACGGAACGGUUGAACCACUGGUCUCUCCUCCGAGUUUCAACGGCGCAGGCGCAGUCUCCGCACCCAAGUCGCAGGAAAGGAAUACAAGCACGCUCUCGACUGCUUCUAUAUCAAAUACUGCGAUGCCGCUACCUACGACAGGCAGCUCUUCUCUCGCCGCUCUCGCAGGUUCAGCGGAUACCAGCUUUCCUGACGACAAAAGAGCAGAAGAUAUCCCCUCUUCACGGCGCGGCAGUCUCACCCGUCAGCACCAGAAGCUCAUGCAGAAGGUUGCGAUAUUUCGAGCGGGACGCUCGGUGGGCGUGUGCAGGCCAGAUGGUGCGUCUGCACCAGCAGGAGUCGGCGCAGCAUCGUCGCUGCUACCCCCUGUCCCCAGGACAGCAGCGUUGGCCACGGAGGUAGUAUCGCCCACUCGGACAGUUCCUGCCCCUUCAUCGUCUGAACCUGCAGACACGGACGACGACGAGCUGGGAAGGCAAUUGGCGUCAAUGCAGGUGGAAAGGGCACGGCUACUAAGGGCCGUCGUCGGGGGGGAUCACAUCAUAUCCAUUGGGCCUGUUGAAUCAUUCGAUUACUCAGAGCCACCUCCUGCAUAUGCCACCUCGUAACUUGCGUUCUUGCAAUUCACUCUGUUAUAUCAUCAUAAACAGCGUAUCGUGUUGAUAUUGUGUUUGUUCAGUAUGCGCAGAGCGUCAGGAGAUGAACACUUCGAAAGUAGAGGUACGACACAGCUGUACCCUUCGCCGACGGCCCUCGUCUUCGCCCUCCAUCUCUCCCUCACUACCCUCUUUCUCCUCCCCAUCUUGCUUCCUGAUCCUUCCGUGGCCCUGAUAAGUUACAGCAACAGAUUCAGGCGUCGUCUUAAAGCGAGCCGUGUUG
Rhodofomes roseus is the source of this 2148-nucleotide messenger RNA. RefSeq lists its product as uncharacterized. The record is from RefSeq and is a predicted model, not a curated record. The transcript has 5 exons. NCBI's taxonomy places the organism in Eukaryota, Fungi, Basidiomycota, Agaricomycetes, Polyporales, Fomitopsidaceae. The coding region runs from base 216 to 1877 and encodes 553 amino acids.